Molecule: messenger RNA, 1605 nt
Organism: Sinocyclocheilus rhinocerous
Lineage: Eukaryota; Metazoa; Chordata; Actinopteri; Cypriniformes; Cyprinidae
Exons: 7
Coding region: 1-1605 (534 amino acids)
Source: RefSeq, a predicted model, not a curated record
AUGGCAAGAGAGUAUUCCUCUCCUGAAGACCCUAGAGCAGUGGUCACCAACCUUUUUAGGCCCAAGAUCCCUGACAUAAAUUCUCAAGAGAACGUCUCUGAAUUAACUGAUGCACGCGCCCCCCUUGACAAGAAUAAGCAGUUAAGGUCAGAGAUUGUGGUUGUUGCAUCUGAAUUAGUACACUGCUCUGUGUGCUCUACCAUCCAGAAAAAACCCUCUUCUCAUGCAUCAGAUGUGUUGACUGCUGUGACAAUGGUGGAACAAGAGAACAAGAGGUCUGUUGAACGCAACAUUGUGCACUGUUUGCGGUGCCACAAGCCACAGGAGAGCCUCCCUGUUCACCUGGCCAGGGUGUGCAUGAAAAAAAGCACAGCAGAGGAGAGAUCGGAUGAGGUGCAGAAGGCCAAGGCUUCCAGCAGAGAGUGGAUCCGGAAGAACAGGACCUGGAAUUACGAGCAGCUCCGUGAGCUCCUGCCUGACAGACGCUCUCGGAUCACCAUGGUCGAGGAGCUUCUUCGCCGUGGUUUCUUCAUCAGGAACCAGCCCGAGGAGUCCGACAUGGUCUUGGACCCUGAAGGUGACUCGGCCUCUGUUGAUGCUGCCACCACCACCGCCGAAUCCUCCGGAGAUCCUCAAACCAUAUCCCAUUCUGUGAGGAUAAAGAUGAAGGAGGUGGGUCUGCAUGACAAGUUCCCUGCUCGGGCCAAGCUCCUGGUGGGCUUUAAAAAGUACCUGACUGUGUCAAGGAAGGUCUCCAACUGGCAACAGGAGGUUGACAACGUGUCCCGUUUCCUUCGGUACUUGCAGCCCACUGGGAGUGAGCCGUCUCUGGACUUCCUGUCAAAAAGCAGAGAGACCCGGGACUUUCUGACGGCCCUGAAGCGCACUGACAUGUCUUUAGCCAGCAUCCACAAUUACAUCAAGAGCAUGAAAAGGUUCUUAGAGUACUUGACGCCAAGGCUGGACAUUCAAAAAAGAGACCCGCAGCUGCGGACCAACUGCCAGAGAUACAUUAACAUGCUGAAGACCCUGCGGAAGACUGUACUCAAGAGACGUGAUGACAAGACGUGUGACCCGAGACCUGAUGGCACUCCCUGCAUUAAAGAUUGCCAGAAGAUUUUGAGAGUGGCAAAGCCAGACUUCCUCAGGAUCCAUGAGAAUCUGCUUAUGGGCAAAGUGGUCUCAAAUACAGAGAAGACGCUGUACCGCUAUUACUGCGAGGCGCUCUUGGUCUUUCGUCACAUGCAGAGUCCAGGAGCUGUGGAAGGCUUGACAGAUGCAGACUGGGUAGAUAGGAUUGCACAAGGUGGCAGGGUGGUGACUGGCGUAAGGAAGGAGAAAAUGGCAAGUAUGCAAAUCGCCUUGACACAAGACGAGGAAGCUGGGAGACACCAUGAACAAGAAGGUGGUUCACCCAGGGCGAGGCUCGGCCAUUGCACUCCGGCCGUGCUGACCCCUGCAAAUUCCCCAAAUGUGGGCCGACAGGCAUGGGGGGUAUUCCCCAUGAAUAAAGGCUCACUGGCAACAGUGGGCUCCGGGAUGGCAUCCGGCGGCAACCUGUGCUGGUGGUGGGAACUGUCAGGAAAUUGGGACGUCUUGUUAUGA